UGUCAGUUUCCACUGAACCAUCAGCAUUGCAUUUUUCAAACAACUGAAUUAAGAGCUCGCCACAAAGGUAGUGCAGCCUGAUCACUGAAAUUGGACCGGAAUAGUUCUAAAUUUUGGAUUUCUCCAUGCUUAUCAGCCACACGGGGCUGUAGCCUGGAGAGAAGGAAGGAUUUUUGUAACUAAAAUGAGCUCAGUGCUGCUUUACGCUUAUUGCAAUUGACAGCGUCUGCAGUUCUUUUCAAGAUGGCCGCUUGGCUCGCAUUCAUUUUCUACUGAUCGACUCCUAACUUUCAUUGUCUAUCCAUCGCCUAUCUCACCAACCCGCACCAGAGUUUCUGGGACUGCCUUCCAUGACAAUGCAUCGAACAACAAGGAUCAAGAUAACGGAGCUAAACCCUCAUUUGAUGUGUGUACUUUGUGGUGGAUAUUUCAUAGACGCAACAACCAUAAUAGAAUGUCUACACUCAUUCUGUAAAACAUGCAUUGUUGGGUAUUUGGAAUCCAGCAAGUAUUGUCCAAUCUGUGAUGUCCAGGUUCAUAAAACCAAACCUCUUCUUAAUAUUAGGUCAGAUAAGACUCUGCAAGACAUUGUGUACAAACUGGUACCUGGUCUCUUCAAAAAUGAAAUGAAACGACGGAGAGAUUUCUAUGCUGCUCACCCUUCAAUAGAUGCUACCAACGGAUCCAAUGAAGACAGAGGAGAAGUUGCCGACGAAGACAAGAGAAUUAUCACCGAUGAUGAAAUCAUCAGCCUGUCCAUUGAGUUCUUUGAUCAUAGCAAGGCAGAAAAGCAAGGCGCCGCAGAAAAAGACAAACCAAAAGAAGAGGUGAAUGACAAGAGAUAUUUGCGCUGCCCUGCAGCCAUGACAGUGAUGCAUUUAAGAAAGUUUCUCCGAAGUAAGAUGGAUAUUCCUUGUACAUUUCAGAUUGAAGUCAUGUAUGAGGAUGAGCCACUGAAAGAUUAUUACACACUGAUGGACAUUGCCUAUAUUUAUACCUGGAGAAGGAACGGGCCCCUCCCUCUGAAGUACCGCGUGCGGCCCAGCUGCAAACGGCUGAAGGUGAACCCCGCGCACGAAGGGCUCCCCGGCCCGCGCUCGGAGAUGGAGAGCGACUCGGGCAGCGACAAGGCCAGCAGCCCCGCCGGAGUCCCUUCCACCUCCUCCUCCCUGCCCAGCCCCAGUACCCCGGUCCAGUCCCCCCACCCCCACUUCCCCCACAUCUCCACCACCGUCAACGGAACGAGCGCCAAUCCCAACCCCAUCCGACCGCCCCCCUUCUGCAGCAAAGCUCGCAAAACCUCCCUCAACGGCUCCUCCACGUCUUCGGGAUGACUUUGACGCGCCCGCCCCCCCCCCCCCCUCCCGCCAACGCCACAUCACUCAGCUCUUUCCAUGCCAAUUCUGCUCUGUAGUAGAAGCUUUUAUAUAUAUAUAUGUGACAGUUUCUAGUGGGAGUCGCUUCAAUAGAAACUUACAGACAUGUAUUUUCUAUUUUGUACUUACUGUGACUGCAGCCAAAACAAAAACAAAAAGCACAGCAAGUCCCCUUUUGGAGGAGGGUUCGACGUGGAACGAUGCCAGAGCGUUUACAGGAAAGCUCGAGAAGGGCUUUUUCUGGGUGAAAAUGGGUGUUAAUCGAAGAGGCUGUGAGAGACCCUUUUUGUACAGUCUAUUUUUUUUUUUUUGUUCAUGGUUCAAUAGCUUCAAUCAAGACAUUUGAUUUGCCUCUACUUAAAGUGUACAACUGCGAUUUUUUUGACCUUCUAAACCGCAUCAUCAUCACCAUCAUCGGAGGAGGAGGAGGAGGAAGAACAGGAUGAAGCCAGGCGUGAAGUUGUGUGUUCCCGGCAACCGAUACUUUGAACUGUAAAACAUUCCCUAUAUCAUACUCGACGGGCGUUGCGACUUUAAAGGGAAAAAAAAAUCGAAAUAUAUAUUCAGAUAUUUGCAAUCUUCUGACCUAAAGCGGGUACAUGUUGGAGAAAAACAGAAAAGGAGCAGUUUGUUUUUUUAGUAUGCCACACUGCAUACUACUAUAUAUCCUAAUUAGAGGCAGUAUUAUGAGAUGUAUUUAUAGAGCGUAUUAAUAAGAAACAAAGGACAACUGCUAGGACACAUUCAAGUGUUGCUUUAAAGCUAUUUCAAUUUUAAUAAGCUGAGUUCUUUUUAUUGCUAGCGGGACUCUGUUUCAGUCUAAGAGAUGGUUCUUCAUGUUUGUGCCACUGCCACUGAGGUGUGGCCUGGCUGGUAUAAUAUUACACAACCUAGGUGUUAGGUGUGAAAGGAAGGGACGACAUUGAUCCUCUAAAAGAUGUGUAGACCUAUGUAUAACCUACAUAAAGACCUUCAUUUCAUGUUAGGAAACUGUUUUGUGGUGUUUAUUCCACAGUGUUUGAAAUAUCUGUAUUGGUCGAUUGUAUGUAAAACUAUUGUAUUGUUACUGUUGCACAGUAUAAAAAGUCUAUCUAAAUAAACAUUUUACAUUUUUGAUUACUUUUAACACUACUAAAUUUGGAAG
Molecule: messenger RNA, 2520 nt
Organism: Lepisosteus oculatus (spotted gar)
Lineage: Eukaryota; Metazoa; Chordata; Actinopteri; Semionotiformes; Lepisosteidae
Gene: bmi1a
Product: bmi1 polycomb ring finger oncogene 1a
Biological process (GO): negative regulation of transcription by RNA polymerase II
Cellular component (GO): PRC1 complex
Molecular function (GO): promoter-specific chromatin binding
Source: RefSeq, a predicted model, not a curated record